AUGGAAUUUUAAAAUAUAGGAAGAAUUUGUACUGUCUAAAUAUGCCAUAAAAAAAAUUUUUUACCAUUUAAAUGCAAAUUUUGUUUCGCACCUUAUUGUUAAGAUCAUUUUAAAGUAGACGAUCACGGUUGUAAAUAAAAAAAUAAUUUAGCAAGUAAAGCUAUUUCUUGUCCUUAUUGUUUAAAAACAGUUAAAUAUUUAGGUUCAUUAAAUGAAAAUGAAGCAUUGGAUAUACAUUAAGCAACUGAAUGUAAUCCAGAAGAUAUAGAAAAAGUAAUGAAAGAAAAAAAAAGUGUAUUUUGUGAAUCUGAAUAGAAUUUUGUUAGAGAAAUUUGUAAUGUAUGUGGUAAAAGCUUUAUUGAUUUUAAUGAAUUGAUUUAACAUGCAGAAUAAACACAUUAUAUUUAAGGCUGA
Messenger RNA from Ichthyophthirius multifiliis, 414 nucleotides. Its product is annotated as zinc c2h2 type family protein, putative. The record is from RefSeq and is a predicted model, not a curated record. Gene Ontology annotation, molecular function: zinc ion binding. Gene Ontology annotation, cellular component: cytoplasm. Lineage: Eukaryota; Ciliophora; Oligohymenophorea; Hymenostomatida. The transcript is spliced from 5 exons.